Messenger RNA from Bipolaris victoriae FI3, 189 nucleotides. RefSeq lists its product as hypothetical. The record is from RefSeq and is a predicted model, not a curated record. Lineage: Eukaryota; Fungi; Ascomycota; Dothideomycetes; Pleosporales; Pleosporaceae. The transcript has a single exon. The annotation marks the transcript as partial.
CACGAAAAGAAAAGCCUCUUCGCUCCUCGCUUGGCGUCUGCUGCCACUUGCACGCUGCACCCCAGGCGGCACAAUGGCGUGCUGUGGCCUAUCGACACACCCUCUUAUAAGCUUAUACGCAAACUGGCGGUCUGCCCGCCGCCGUGCUCUGGCGACUUUGGCCUAGCGAGACGCCAAGGGAGCGGAUAG